Molecule: messenger RNA, 1213 nt
Organism: Diuraphis noxia (Russian wheat aphid)
Lineage: Eukaryota; Metazoa; Arthropoda; Insecta; Hemiptera; Aphididae
Gene: Tmlh
Product: Trimethyllysine hydroxylase
Biological process (GO): carnitine biosynthetic process
Cellular component (GO): mitochondrion
Molecular function (GO): trimethyllysine dioxygenase activity; iron ion binding
Source: RefSeq, a predicted model, not a curated record
UAUGAUUACUUUAGAACACUUAGAAACACACUACCAUUUUUUAAAUGUAUUAUAUUCAUUCAGGUAGAACCAACAUUGGAAGCUACAGAAAAAGUAGUUAGGUUCAUAGCAAGACCACAAGAAACAAUAUUUGGAACAAUGUGGACAGUUGGAAAAAAUGAAAAUCAUAAGGAUCCAGCAUAUUUAAAUGUUCCAUUAAUAGUACACAAUGAUAGUACAUAUUUCAAUGAAAGUACUGGUCUUCAAGUAUUUCAUAUGUUGGAAAGGGGCAUUAACUGUAAAGGAGGUUUAAGUACUUUAGUUGAUGGGUUUAAAGUAGCAGAAAUACUAAAAAAGGAAAAUCCAUUACAUUUUAAAAAUCUUACCGAAAUUGAAAUAGAAUCUGAAUAUAUAGAACCGGGUUUUCACUAUAAAUGUACAGGACCAGUUAUAAAAAUUGAUUCUAAAACAAAAGAAGUAUAUCAAAUAAGAUUCAAUAUAUACGAUCGUAGCGCACUACCACCAUCUCGAGUAGAUGAGUUUUACAAAAGUUAUGCUCAUUUAAUAGAAAUAUYAGAGAGAGAAGAGAUGUAUUGGAACCAUUGUUUGCAGCCGGGAACUGUAGUGAUUUAUAACAAUUGGAGAAUGUUACAUGGCAGAACAUCUUUUACAGGGAAACGGAUUUUUGGAGGAUGUUAUAUAUCAAUGACUGAAUUUUUAAGCAAAGCAAGGACAUUAAAAWUAAUAUCAUAAUAUUUAUCACAACAUAAUGUAGUCAAAUUAUUUAGGAAUAAUACUGUUAAGAGGAUAUAAUACUAGCAUUUGUUGUCUUUGUCUUACAAAUGCAUAACAAUACACAUUUAAACUCAGCAGAUYGUGUAGUGUAUAGCUUUGUUAGUUGAAAAAUCAGUGUGAAUCAAUCUUUUAUGAAACUUGAUAAUGAGAACAGUAUCUGUGUUUGUAAAUGAGUUAAUAACCAUAAACAAUAAUUAAGUUUUUAGGUGAGGUAAGAGCAUUUUUAAUUUGUUUUAUAUUAUAAACAUGAAACUUGCUAAAAAGCUGAAGUACCGUAAAAAUACAUAGAUAAUGUUCUUACUCUCAAGUUUCAUAAGAAUAUGAGAUGUCGAUUCACAUUAAUUUUUAAAGUAACAAAGAUACACAUGAUCUGUUGAAUGUAAAUUUGUCAUGUUAUUCACUUGUAAGACAGAGACAACAAUUGCCAAAGUUAGUCUUA